UGUGUUUUGUGGCGGCCAUUUUGAAUUUUUAAUACGCGCGCGGUGUGCUAGUGCGAGGUCUGGAACCGAAAUUACGGAAAAUCGCUCGGAGCCUGCUCGGAGCUCUAAGAAAAUCUUGUCACUUUAUUAUCCUCGGUGAGCGAUCGGCUACCCCCGAGAAUUUGCGAAUUUUCCCGCCCGUCCCAGACUUCCGUAAUUUCGGCUCCAGACCUCGCACUAGCACACCGCGCGCGUAUUAAAAAUUCAAAAUGGCUGCCACAAAACACAAAACACGCGCGAUAAAGGUAGGUUCAUCUUUUAUUCAUGUUCUAAACGGAUGUGAGGGCUCCCUGUGCAUGGAGCUGUCACAUGAUUGUCACAGACAGGGUUCAGGCAAUAUAAAAACUGCCGCGAUGCUUGUGUUGCUGUUGGCGUGUUUUUCUUCUUUUCAAUUAAUUGCUGCGGGUAAAACCAAGAACGCUAGCCAGCCUCAUAUCAUAUUUAUACUUGCCGAUGAUUUGGGCUGGGAUGACGUGAGUUUUCAUGGCUCAGACCAAAUUCCAACUCCUAAUAUUGAUGAUCUAGCAAAUAAUGGUGUCAUCUUAAACAACUACUAUGUGUCGCCAAUCUGCACACCAAGUCGUAGUACCAUCAUGACUGGAAAAUAUCCAAUACAUACAGGAAUGCAGCAUGGGGUCAUCAUGGGUGGACAACCUUUUGGUGUAAGCCUAGAAGAGAAAUUGCUGCCUCAGUAUCUCAAGGAAAUGGGUUAUGCCACACAUGCUGUGGGAAAGUGGCAUCUUGGAUUUUUUAAAUAUGACUACACGCCGACUAAACGUGGAUUUGACUCAUUCCUUGGUUACUGGCUUGGGGCUGGAGACUACUGGGAUCACUCAGAGGCUGAGGGUGAAGGAUCACACAAUCCAUGGGGACUGGACCUGAGAAAUAACACAGAGCCUCUUCACAAUCAGUGGGGAAACUACCGCACGCACCUUUUCACAGACCAAGCUGUGAAUCUGAUCAAUUCACAUGAUACCUCCAAGCCAUUGUUCCUGUACUUGGCUCAUGAAGCAGUCCAUAGUGCACUGGCACACGAACCACUUGAAGCUCCUGAAGAUCUGAUUAAUAAGUUCAAGAAUAGCAUCCAUGAUGAGAACCGAAGAAGAUUUGCUGCAAUGGCUACUGCUCUGGAUCAAUCCAUCAAAAAGGUUGUGGAUGCUCUUAAAGCCCAAGAAAUGUAUGAAAACUCUAUAAUAGUGUUCAGCACUGACAAUGGUGGACCAGCUCAUGGUGUCAAUCGGAACACAGCUUGUAAUUAUCCACUGAGAGGAACCAAGUAUAGUCUGUGGGAAGGUGGUAUUCGAGGAACAUCCUUCAUCCACAGUCCCCUGUUAGCAUCUAAAGGCCAAGUGAGCAUGGACCUAAUGCAUUUGUCUGACUGGCUGCCAACGCUGUAUGGACGUGCAGGAGGGGAUGUUAACAACCUUGAUACAGAUGGGUACGAUAUGUGGCCUACACUUUCAGAGGGGCAAGCAUCUCCGAGGCAAGAACUGGUGCAUAACAUUGACCCAGUGACGUGGACGGCAGCUGUGCGUUAUCAGCAAUGGAAACUUUUGGUGAAUGAAAGCUUCGGUUUUGAUGGAUGGUACCCACCACCAGGUUUGGAGGAAGAUGCACAGCAUCCUCACAAUGUCUCUAGCACCCACCCUACCCUUAAAAAUGCUGUUGUUACAUGUGGACCACCUCCUUUCGAGCCAGCAAAAUGUGGCAUUGGGGACGGACCUUGUCUCUUCAACAUCGAGGAAGAUCCUUGCGAAUACUACAAUUUAGCACUGAUAGAGACAAACACGCUUGAUUUUAUGCUGGGGAUGCUGGAGGCACACAAGACAACCAUGGUACCAAUACGAAAUAAACCAUAUGAUGAGAAUGCCGACCCCAAAUAUCACGAGGGUGUAUGGACAGCAUGGUGUGAUGAAAAGCCAAAUGAGAACUGUGGGGAGUAGUGUGUCGAGCCUGAAAAAAUAUGCAUGCAACCUUAUUCCCAGGUUUCUCUAGAUCCAGUAACUGGAAACAAGGUUGGGAUAUUUUAUAUAAGCUAAUUAUAACAAUGGCCAUAGCUCUUUAAGUUGCAUUUUAUGUGGAGUUAACAAUGUAGUCCAAUACCAGGGCACAGGGGGGUUUGUAGUAAGCAACUAGUGAUGUUUUGAAAUUUAAUUGUACUAUAUUUCAUGUAGGUAACUUUCAUUUGUAUUUAGAGUAAGACACUGUAUUUUUGGGAACUUUUUGAAAUGUGUUUCAUGAAAACUUCAGUAUUUCACAGCAACUACUGUAUUUUCUCAAUUUAACGCCGGCUAUGAAAAUAAGCCUCUCAAAUGAUGCAUUUUAUGAGAAAAAUAUUGUGACAAAAAAAAAGUGAAUGAAACCGUUGCUUUUUAAAUGGAGCACUAUCAUGAGCAAGAAUUCAAACAGUCAAAAGUAAAAAGAUGUAUUUUCAGUGAUGGACACCUAAGUAAUAUUAUUAUAAUAGUCCAGUUUUGUUACAAAUUAAUAUCUAAAUGCACUGAAGUUAUUAAAGGAGGGUAAUUAAUUAACAAUUACCACUUACACAUGCACGAGGUUGCAAUGUCAAAUUUAAAAAGUCUGGCAGGUUUCAAAAUUCUUUUUUCAUGUCUUGGACAAAAUUGGAAAACAAAAUGAUUGCAAUUUGCACUUCCUUUGACAAUCCACUCGAUAUGAUCAAUUCAGUUUUCUAGGAGCAUGCUUUGCAAAAAAUGAAGGUAUAGUUUGUCACAAUAUCAUCUAUUUAAAUAAAAUAGAUAAAUCAUAAAUAAUAAUAGCAAUAGGCUUCCAUAUGUAGAAAACUGUAAAAUAACAUUCAAAAUAUUCACCGGAGAUGUGAGACGUGAGACAGGUUGAAUUCACAUAAUGUUAGUUCCAGUUAAUCACAUUACACAGUUGAUGGACCUUAAUGUAUACUGUAUAGAUAAGUGUUAUGUUACAACAAUAAAAGAUUAUUUGGAUCAAA
Orbicella faveolata is the source of this 3004-nucleotide messenger RNA. RefSeq names its product arylsulfatase J-like. NCBI's taxonomy places the organism in Eukaryota, Metazoa, Cnidaria, Anthozoa, Scleractinia, Merulinidae. The record is from RefSeq and is a predicted model, not a curated record. Gene Ontology annotation, molecular function: sulfuric ester hydrolase activity.